AUGUACAGUAUCAGCUGGGAGAGAAACCAUUGUAUCUGGGCCAUCCCAGCCAGCGAGCCCUACUUCAACCUCAGCGCCUACUCGCGCAAAUUCAAUCAUGGUCUCAUCUGGGUCUACUCCUUCCACCACGGCGAAGCCGUACACUGCUUCGAGCAAGCCAUAGCCCACGAUCCCACUUUCGCCAUGGGCCACUGGGAUCUCGCCUACGCAGUAGGCCCCAACUACAACAAAGCCUGGGAGCGGUUCAACCGCAAAGAUCUUCACACCUGCGUACAACGUGGCUACGAAGCCUCACGCAAAGCCCUCGCUCUCUCCCAAUCCACCGACACCACACCUCUCGAGCAAAGCCUCUGCAAAGCCAUAAACGAGCGAUUCCCAACCCCAACCUCCCUCCAACUCGAAACCUACAGCGCCGUCAACCGCGCCUACGCCGCCGCCAUGAAACCCAUCUACGAGUCCUUCCCUAACGACCUCGACAUGGCAGUCCUGUACGCCGACGCCCUUAUGAACAUCACCCCCUGGGCCCUCUGGGACCUCUUCACAGCCCAGCCCAACCCCAAAGCGCCUACCAAGGAAGUUCAAACCGUCCUCGAAUCCGCCCUCGUCUCCCAUCCCCACUACCAAGCCUACUCCCACCCAGGCCUCCUUCACCUCUACAUCCACUACAUCAAAAUGUCCCCCACCCCAGAAAAGGGCAUCUACGCCGCUGAACACCUCCGCGACCUCGUCCCUGACGCCGGCCAUAUCCACCACAUGCCCACACACCUUGACAUCCUAAUCGGCGACUGGCGCGCCUCCAUCAGGUCCAACUACCGCUCCACGCUCGCAGAUGACCGCUACGCCGCCAAAGCCGGCCAUAAUAACUUCUAUACCUUUUACCGCCUCCACGACUACCACUCGCUCAUCUACGCCGCUAUGUUCGCAGCCCAGAAACGUACCGCCCUCGAUGCAGUGUCCCGCAUGGAAGCCAGUAUCCCGGAGUCUCUCCUCCGCAUGCAAUCUCCUCCUAUGGCCGACUGGAUCGAGCACUUUGUUGCUAUCCGCCUGCACGUCAUGGUCCGCUUCGGGUUGUGGGAGGAGCUUAUAAAUAAUACCUCUCUUCCCGGAGACCAGGAUCUGUAUGCUAUCACGACAGCAACAACCCACUACGCCCGCGGGCUCGCCUACGCCGCUACCAAUGAUGUCCCCUCGGCCCGCAGGGAAGAAGCCUUGUUCCUGGCAGCCCGGGACCGCGUCCCGCCCACUCGCCGCGCGUACAAUAGCAAAGCCGCCGAUAUGUUGGCCGUGGGGGUCGCCAUGCUGAAGGGGGAGAUUGAGUAUCGAGCAGGGAACUAUGAGACGGCGUUUGCUGCGCUGAGGGAGGCCAUUGUGUUGGAGGAUCAAUUGCCGUAUAGUGAGCCGUGGGCGUGGAUGCAGCCUGUUAGGCAUGCUUACGCGGCGUUGAAGCUAGAGCAAGGGGAGUUGGAGGAGGCGGCCAGGGUGUAUAGGGCUGAUUUGGGGCUGGAUGAGUCGUUGAUUCGUCCCAGGAGACAUCCGAAUAAUGUUUGGGCGUUGCAUGGGUAUCAUGAGUGUUUGGUGAGGUUGGGGAGGGUAGAGGAGGCCAGGGCCAUUGAGGGGGCCAAGAAUGUGGCGUUGGCCGGGGCGGACGUGCCGAUUUUGGCGUCGUGCUUUUGUAGAUUGGAAGUUUCGAAGGAGGAGAAUGGGGGGUGUUGUGGGGGAAAAUAA
Molecule: messenger RNA, 1725 nt
Organism: Aspergillus neoniger CBS 115656
Lineage: Eukaryota; Fungi; Ascomycota; Eurotiomycetes; Eurotiales; Aspergillaceae
Product: tetratricopeptide repeat protein
Exons: 3
Coding region: 1-1725 (574 amino acids)
Cellular component (GO): intracellular anatomical structure
Molecular function (GO): protein binding
Source: RefSeq, a predicted model, not a curated record